Messenger RNA from Pyrgilauda ruficollis (rufous-necked snowfinch), 1584 nucleotides. It is a transcript of the gene RHNO1, whose product is annotated as RAD9-HUS1-RAD1 interacting nuclear orphan 1. Gene Ontology annotation, biological process: cellular response to ionizing radiation; DNA damage checkpoint signaling; recombinational repair. Gene Ontology annotation, cellular component: chromosome; nucleus. The record is from RefSeq and is a predicted model, not a curated record. NCBI's taxonomy places the organism in Eukaryota, Metazoa, Chordata, Aves, Passeriformes, Passeridae. The transcript is spliced from 2 exons. The coding region runs from base 406 to 1209 and encodes 267 amino acids.
UAUCUUCUUGGCAUUACAAACAAGACUGAAAUAAAAAAAAAAAAGAAAAUCAGUUUUUAAUUUUUUUUUUCUUUUCAUAGCUGACUUGACAUAACUGGAUCAGUAGGUCAUCUGCUCCCAUUCCUGCAGUGCAUUUCUAAAUCUACCUGAAAAUUGACAAAAGGUUCAAGAACUACUGUUGGGAAAAAGUCUGCCUUGAGAUGUGUGCGCUGUGCUGUUGCAUAAAUGUUUUGCUUUUGUUAAAAACUGCAUCUGAGGUUUCCAAACAAGUCUGUCUUCAAAUCCAUUUAUUUGCCUUCUAGAGAUUCAAGAGCGUUUUAGCAUCUCCUCGGGGUGCUUCCUUCUUUCUUCAAUUGGCUCCAACAAGCAUCAUGAGGUUUCUAAGUGGUUUCACCACACCUUUUGAUGCCUCCGAAGAAGAAGUGUACCCACAAGGCCAGGAAGGCAGAGCUGAUUUUCCUUGAGAAGCCACGGGCAGGACCCAUCCAUUGUUAUGAAGCUCCACUGCAUUUGGCUGAGAAUCCCAGACGUGUGCCUACAAAACCUGUGGAGCUGAACACCUCUGCUGCCUGGGUAUGCUCACAAUUUGACACAACUAAGCCCGUGGUGUUGAAAGCGUGCCAGAAGAAGCGUCGUGGUCCUCACAAGCCCUAUAAUCAGUAUGCUAACCACAGUUCAUUUCAUGCAGAAGUUUGUCGAGGAGCUGUAGCCUGCAGAUUUCCUCCUUUAACUUUUGAGAAUCCAGAAGGACAUGCAGUCCCUCCGCUGGAUGAUCCAAAUUGCUUGAGAAAGAACGCACAGUGCUCUCCCAACCAGCCUAAGAAAGGCACAGCAGCAAACACCAACAUCCAGGUGAAGAGUCCAGAGAACUGUGGAGAGCUUGCUGUGGAUCAAGAAGUCCCUAGUCCAUCAGAUGCAGCUGCACGUGUUCCUUCCCCAAGGAAUGGGAGAUGCAGCAACACUGUAUCCCAAAGCAGUCACGCCUGGCAUGCAGAAGAAGAGUUGCCGUUGGGUAUUGAUCCCUGUGGGAGAGGGGAGGCGGCAGCAGUACUGGUUACAGACACUCCCGAGCACGAGUACGGCCUCAAGGUCACCUGGAGACGGCGGCCGCACGUAAUGAAGUACCUGCGGCAGCAGGGCAAGCUGAGCGCUGCGGACAUCCUGGUGAAGGCAAACAUGGAGCUCUCGAGGAGGCAGGCGCACCCCUGACCCGGCGGGAGCCGCCGCUCGCUGCGUGCAGGGACACGCCCGAACAGAGGCCGGCCCUUCGGGGCCCAACAGGGGACGUGAUUCGGCCAGGCCCUCUACAGCGCCUGGCAGAGCCUCCGAGAAACGCCGGGGCGGGGAGGGGGGAGCUGCGGUCUUUUGGGGAGGUCUUCCGUGGGGAAGUGUGUCUGGCAGGGCUCUGUGCCCCGCGCGGUUCCCGCCGGGACUGUUCCCCGCUCCCGGCGGAGGCGGCGGGCGGCUCCCGCACCGAGGGACGGGGGCGGCCCUUGCGUUCCGCCGCGCGUGCGCGGCGCCGCGGCCAAUCGGCGGGCGGCGUGCUCGCGGCCCCGGCCAAUGGAGGCGCGCUUCAGUGCCGCG